Hemibagrus wyckioides is the source of this 2540-nucleotide messenger RNA. It is a transcript of the gene ppp1r14ab, whose product is annotated as protein phosphatase 1, regulatory (inhibitor) subunit 14Ab. Lineage: Eukaryota; Metazoa; Chordata; Actinopteri; Siluriformes; Bagridae. The record is from RefSeq and is a predicted model, not a curated record. Bases 115 to 561 code for a protein of 148 amino acids. Gene Ontology annotation, biological process: regulation of phosphorylation. Gene Ontology annotation, cellular component: cytoplasm. The transcript is spliced from 4 exons. Gene Ontology annotation, molecular function: protein serine/threonine phosphatase inhibitor activity.
GUGCACGGAUGUGGGUGCACUCGUGUGCUUCUAGUGCAAGCGCUUACUCCUCACACACACACACACACACACUCGCACUUGUCAGCACUUGCUUAUCAGAGUGCAAACCGAGACAUGGCUGCGAACCGGGUGGGAAGACGGUAUAACAGCAAAGUGCACUCACCGAGCAGAGGCUCAGGCCGGGAAUCAGGACUGAGUGUGCAGAAGAGACAAGCCCGAGUUACAGUGAAAUAUAACAGAAAGGAGCUACAGAGGCGUCUGGAUGUAGAGAAGUGGAUAGAUGCCGGACUAGACGAGCUCUACUUGGGAAGGGAGGAGCACAUGCCUGAGGAGGUGAAUAUUGAUGAGCUUUUGGACCUGCAGAGUGAUGAGGAGAGGACCAAAAGGCUCCAGGAUAUUCUCCAUUCCUGUAAUACUAACACAGAAGUAUUUAUUAAGGAGCUGGUCCUGAAGCUUCACGGGCUGCAGAAACAGGAAGACCUCCAUAAUGAUGGCAUCGAACAUCCUCAGCUCCACAUCUUCCCUAACCGCCAAAACUCUGCCAAUUCUGAAAUACUUUAAGAUGCACUGUCAGCACUUCCUGCUUGUAUGGACAGACCUUUUCCUGUUUAAUCCCGCCACUGACCCUCCACUGUUUCGUUUUUGUGUCGUAAUUUCAACACAGACUGCAACUGAAAUGCAUGCAGAGCAUCCUGAUGGAGCAAACACUCAGCACUCAACCUUGUAAAACCGCGUACAAAACACACACACAAGCAUCUAUUUAUUGACUUUUGUAACAUGACCAUUAAUGCUUGGUUGUAUAAGUUUCACAAGUAUUUAAGAAUGAGCUUUUUUAUUUCUAUGAACAGUGUUUUAGUACGUUUCGAAGAUUUUAAAUGACUUGUACACAUUUUCUUCAUCUGCUCCCUGUGUGAAUUGUGAGACUUUUCCGCUUCUUGUGGUAACCUUUGCAGUUUUUUAUGCCAUGUGGGACCAUUUUGUAGACUCAAAUUAUAUCAGCUGAGAACUUGGAAUUAUAGGUGUCUUAUUUUUGAUGCAUAAAUAAGGCAUUGGUAAUUACAUGCAAAAGGAUAUACCGCAUGUAUGUAAGAAGGCUUCACACUUUACAGCUCUCCAUCUAAAAAUGAGCGAAAUGUUAUAUAGACCCAUAUAAUUCCAAGCUCUUGAAUGACUCAUAAAUAGUAACUCUGUGCUCACCUGAGAUCUAGACUCGAAAGAAAACUGAUGUGAAAGUGGAGGCUCGAUUAUGGUGAUUUUACUGUGCAGGACCAAAGAAUUUUAUUUAAUUUGUCUCAUUUUAAUGUGUAUUUAAAGUCUUUAUGACUACUAUUUGUUCAUCUAAAUUGUUAUUGUUUAUUAUUAUUAUUAUUAUUAUUAUUAUUACAAUUUUGUAGUAGCCUAAUUCCAUGUACACUGGGCAGAGGUAGAGUAUGGGGCAUUGAGAAUAGCCACUCCACCUUCCAACAUGUUUUUUCAGAGAUGGGAGGAAACCUGGAGAACCCAGAGGAGAGAACCUGUGAGCCUCUAUAAUAAAUUGGAGCUGUGACCUGGCAGUUCUACCUACUGACCUAACGUCGCCAUAUUAUUAUUAUUAUUAUUAUCAUUAUUAUUACUUUGUCAAGAAGGCAAUGAAAAGCAUACAGUACGUUAAAGUGAUCAAUGUCACAUUUUUAACUCUUAAUAAGAUGUACAAUACGUUUGUUUUUUAUUUAUCUCUCUAUUUACAAAGCUCUGAUGACAGCACGCUUCAAGUCAUUUCUAAGCUGCUGCUACUUCUACAUGAUAAGCUGCUUGAGCUCACCUUCAUAUCGUAUAUACACUCACUGGUCACUUUAUUAGGUACACCCGUUCAUUCAUCAUUCAGACACAAGUCAAGCGCUUCAGUUAAUGUUCACAUGCAACAUCAGAAUGCGGACCAGAGGUGAAGAUUUGUAAAACGAUUGUCUUUUUGCAGUCUUUUUAACUGUAACCUUAAAUCCUGUUCUGUUUCUGCUCCCCACGGUUGUGAAGAGUUGUUAUUUGAGUUACCAUAGCCUUCAUCAGCUCCUUUAUUCAUCAGUUUGAAAUAGUUUGACCACUACAUUAAGACCCAGUCUGGUGAUUCUACUUCGAACUCUCAACAACAAGGUGAUAUAUUCUGUUCACUCAGGUUUCUUCUCCGAGUGAACCCGAAAAUUCUAACACAAGGUGAGGUGCCUACAGAACUGCUGCUUACGGACACACUAGAGAUUGAUAAUCCCAGGACAUCAGCAGCUUCUGAAAUCCUCAUAUUACCCUGUCUGGCACCAACAACCAUGUCAUGUUCAGUCACUGAAAUGACAUUUCCCCCUAUUCUGAUAUUUGUUAUGAUGAUUAACUGAAGCUCUUGAUUGUCCUGAUGGUUAAUUGAUAAUUGAUUGGUUUUGUUAUUUUAAGCUUUAAGUAUCAUAGCACUCCUCACUCUUAUAGCAGACUUAUUAUUACAGUGUUUGAUGUAACAAUCUUUUUUAAAGGUUUGUUUUAGAUAAUAUUGUAAAUGUGUCACAUUUUUGUUGUUGAAA